Messenger RNA from Botrytis byssoidea, 3758 nucleotides. RefSeq lists its product as uncharacterized. The coding region runs from base 1 to 3159 and encodes 1052 amino acids. The record is from RefSeq and is a predicted model, not a curated record. The transcript has 4 exons. Lineage: Eukaryota; Fungi; Ascomycota; Leotiomycetes; Helotiales; Sclerotiniaceae.
AUGAAAAUCCCACCUGGCUUGACUGGCUUUGAUGGGAAGGCUCUCAAGGGAGAAGUCUACUUGACAAGUGGUAACUCAGGUCCUCCAGGUAACCGGACGAAGCUACUUGAAGAGGGCGUGAAGCGCGAAGGCAAUCACUUCACCUGCUACGCUCUGACCGCAGAAGACGAUGCUAUCGUACCGUGCUUCAACAUCAAUUCAGGUGUUGUCGAGUUCACUGACGUUGUCGUCGAUGGUAUCUUACGAGCUUCUCAUAGCAACGAGGCUGGCACCAGGAACUUCAGCAAGAAGUUUGAAUGGGUUGUUGGUCAAACCAAAUCGAGGAACAGAUAUGUCGACAGAAUUUAUCAGCUACAAGUAGCAAAGAGGAACAUUGAAAAGACACGAAAUGUCAAAGGUGGCGCACCUCAUUCUGUCGGUAGCAUCGUAAUACAAAUAUUCCGCAAAGAUCCCAACGCUCAUAAGAACCACGCGACUGAUUCUGAUUCUGAUGAUUCCUCAUUAUCAAAAGAAAGAACUCCAGAUCUCGGCUAUGCAGAACGUGCACCGACGUUCGAAGACCAUACUGAAUGGUGGACUCUUAAUCCUUGUAUUGACGAAGACACUGUUCCUUCUCCCCCCUUCGAAGUUGGCGGCGUUGGCUAUAGGAAGUUUCAGGGGAACGCAAAAAGCCUCGUUGUGAAGAAAUGGCCCGGUGAUUACAAGAUUUGGGCUUCAUUCAAAUUUCUCCUCUUCUCUACCGCCGAGUUCCAUAAGUUGGGCUUCCUGGAUACCCCAGAAUACAUUGGAACACCGUGGAAUGGAACAAGGGCAUCGUCAAAAAAGCCGACUGCAAAGGAUGUUUCACGAGCAUCAAAGGUAUCUUCGGUCAUUGACCCCGACGAUGUCGGCAGCGAUCAUGAUGAUGAUGUUGAUACUGUUGAAAAUGUCGAUAAGCCUACACCUGAGACAAAGACUAAAUUGGACGAGUCAAGAAAAACUAACAAAGGCAAAGAAGUUAGUAGUAAUAUCAUUAAGAGCAGUGUUUCUGUAGAAAUCGAAGUUCCUUUUCAAGCAACCAAGUCGAUGAAAUCAGUGGGGAAACAUACUAGGGUCAUCGAAGAUUCUCAGUACUCAGAAACCCUCGAUGAGAGCUCUGCUGAAGCAAACAGAACUGUCUUAAAGCCUGGCCGUCUUUCAAAAGUAUCUCAGGUUAUUGAUCUUAGUGGUGAAGAUGCUAGCGAACCUACAGAUACCGCAGUCUUUACACCAACUAUUAAGGUCGAGAGGGAUGAGUUGACAGGCAAUGGCGUCGAUCAAAGCAAUGGAACCCGAACAAACCGCAAGAGAAAGCCACUUUCUAUGCCCGGGAUGGAAGGAGCUCCGGCAAGCGAAGCCUGGAAUGAUCCUCAUCGUUCUUUAUGGUAUCAACACAGAAGCUUAAGCAAAAAUGUAGACGAUUUCCUCACGCUCAACACUGAUCAAUCCCAAGCUGAGGGAGAUCUUACCUCAUCGGAAAAAUCCAGAAUUACAUCUUUGGAUAACUCAGACAGCUUGAAACAGCCCUCUGUGCCAUGUAUAGUUGGAGAAGCAGCCGAGAAACAGACUGUCACUCACUUUAAGCCACUUGGUACUCAGGGGUAUGGUCUAUCCUGGGAGCCUUUAACCCCGCCAGUAUCGUCAAAGAAGUCAGGUUCAAAUUACUUAAACCACUUUGGAACCGAAAGACGUGUUUUAUUUGGAGAUUCUGAUGGCACAAUCCAAAUUGAAUCAGCAGCUCGUGCUAUUAUCACUGAAGAUAAUUAUAGUGACAAUGAUAGCCGCGAAGCAAGUCCCUCAGUCAAACACGACCAGACAGUUCCAGAAAACAAAGCUGGAGAAUUAAGCCAACACGGCCUAGAAUUCACCUUGAAAACAAAAGCUUCAAAUAUUGAGAAACCUGGCCAGUCUUCAAACGCCAAUCACAUGGAAACAAAUUUUAACGAGUUCAUUCACACAUCACCUCAGCCUGAAGAUACAGAAAUGGUCGACGCCGUCGAAGCCGAACCUGAAGCACAGUUAACAGCAUCACGAUCGCCAUCUCCUAAGCUUGGUCCUCAAUCUACAACCACAGACCAAGAUCAAGAUGCUGUGAAUAAAACCGAACCCUCUGAAUCUAAAGAGUUGAAUGCGUCACAAGAUGGUCAAAAUGACUCUGAGAAAUCAACACAAGAAAUACCUGAGAGCAUUCUUGAAGGGAUCGCGGAAGGUCAAAGACUUCAGAGGGCCAAACGAUUCCCAUCAAGUGCUAUUCCUGAAGUAGAAACUGAAGCAGCUUUCGAGUUUCAUCAAGCUGGAGUCUCAUCAGACACUGAGAUGACCAAUUCUGAAAACAAUAAAUUGCCUUCCACAGCCACGGAUCCUAAUAGCAGACUCAAUGAUGCACCUUCUGACAUUGGAAACCAACAAGAUGGUCGAAAAGACUCUCCUUCUGAAGCUGAUGAGUCUACGAUAACAGUCGGUACCACCAAGCCAGCCACGCAAUCAAAUACAAGAGCCCCAGCUGCUUCCAAACCCUCCUCUGCUCCAAAGACACAGCCUUCGUCGGUCUCUAAGACAGCCGCUGUCCAAAAGCCACCAGCUGUGAAGGUUGAAAAACAUUCAAAUGUCUCCGCUCAACCGGAAAAUUCUCAAGCUAAGCCAAGAAAGUCGACUUCAAAAGUUGAAAGCUCUUCGGCUGCAUCAGCACAACCUGAGCAAUCUCAAGCCAAGCCAAAGAAGCCCUCUCCAAAGACUACCAAAGCCGCAAGUACCCCAAAGGCUUCAAAGGUACCAACAGCUGUUGUUCCUGAAGAGCCCGUAGCCAAACCCAAGGGCAAAAGCAGGGCUAAGGCUGGAGUGAAUGAUAAGCGCAAGGCUGAUCAAAUGACCUCCGCUAGCAGCAAUUCGGGACCGAACAAGACGAAUAUAUCUCCCGCUUUGAAGCAAACAUCUACCGUUGAGGGUGCGAUUGCCAUAGCAGAAGCAAGAAAGCAAGCAGCUAUCGAGAAGAAGCAAGCUUUGGAAGAAAAGUUAAAGGCAAUUCAAGUAGCGAAGGCGGAGAGGGAGGCUGAUAGAAUCAACAAAGAGGCACAGGCUUUUGAGGAUGAAGUCGCUGAAUUAGAGAAGAAGAUUGCGAUGGAACAAAUGGAUGACGAAUGAGCUUACUCCAUCGAUUUAAAAUAAGUUACCGAACUGGCGCCCUUGUGAUGCAAAGCCAACUUCAACAUCUUUUACAAUAACCAUAUUCCAAAUCCGGGAAUAGCUCGUUAUCAUGCGCCAACUCCCAGUUACAAAACCUUCUUAUAUUUUUUCGCACAUUUGCUUUAUUGGUUAUUAUGCGGAUUUCGAAGGAGUUUAUUGUUGCAUGAUCAUUCCCUACUCAUACUGAAACUCUCUUAUCUAAAGGCAACACCAAAAUAGCUAGAAUCUUUUUGCAGGUUGAAGUUGACAAUCAACAUUUGAUAUGGUUGGCUGUCUUCAACAACUUCGAGCAAAUAGCAGAAUAUCUAGCAUACUUAUGCUGGGCCACAAGCUUACUGAGAGUGUUUUAUUGCUACUCUUUAUUUUUCCUUUUGAUCUCUAUGUGGGCUGCAGCAAGCACAGCAUACAUCAAUUUAUGGGCGUAGAUUUUUGCGGAAUUUGAUACCUUUCUUCAUGGUGGUAGCAUUAGGAUAUCAAACAAACGAUGAUAGAUCAAGAACAAAAAGGCGAAUUUGCAUGACAAGAAGGUCAUGAGGUCCAAUGGGAACCAUCAAAUA